This is a messenger RNA of Ahaetulla prasina, 5897 nucleotides long. RefSeq names its product VPS37B subunit of ESCRT-I (gene VPS37B). The record is from RefSeq and is a predicted model, not a curated record. Gene Ontology annotation, cellular component: ESCRT I complex. NCBI's taxonomy places the organism in Eukaryota, Metazoa, Chordata, Lepidosauria, Squamata, Colubridae. The coding region runs from base 79 to 897 and encodes 272 amino acids. Gene Ontology annotation, biological process: protein targeting to vacuole; ubiquitin-dependent protein catabolic process via the multivesicular body sorting pathway; protein targeting to membrane. The transcript is spliced from 4 exons.
GCGGCGAGCGGAGCGGACGCGUUUUUCUCGUCCUCCUCUUCCUCCUCCUCCUCCUCCUCCUCGGUUUCCUCGCCCGACAUGGCGGUGGACGCCAGGCGGUUGGAGGCCCUGAGCCUUCACCAGCUCCACGAGCUCCUGGAAGAUGAGGAGCAGCUCCAGAACAUGGCCCUGGAGAUGGAGGAGGCCCAAAAUGUUCAGCUUAGCAAAGAUAUGACUCUCGCCAGCAACCACAGCCUGGCAGAAGGAAAUCUCUUAUACCAGCCAAAAUUAGAUGCCCUGAAAGCCACAUUAACCCAAAAGUAUCAAGAGCUACAGGUUCUCUUCGAAGCGUAUCAGAUAAAGAAAACCAAGCUAGACAGACAAUCCAAUAAUGCUUCGCUGGAGACCCUCCUCGCGCUUCUUCAAACGGAAGGGGCCAAAAUCGAAGAAGACACCGAGAACAUGGCCGAGAAGUUUCUGGAUGGCGACGUACCCCUGGACACCUUCAUUGAUGAAUAUCAGAGUCAGAGGAAAUUAGCUCACCUGCGGCGGGUCAAAAUAGAGAAACUCCAAGAGGUGGUCCUGAAAGGACCCCGGCGGCCCCCGGUGCCUCCUCCUCCCGUGCUUCAGACUUCAGAGGCCAACACGCCUCCUUCGGUUAUGCCUCGCCGUAACCCUCCCCCUCCCCCUCCGGCCUCCGUGCUCCCAGCGGGACGUUUCCCAACACCGUUUAUGGCGGCCAUGGGCCACAAUCCCUAUCUAUACCCUCCACUCCCGCCGAGGACGGGGGCUCCACCGCUGCCAGGCCAAGGGCCGUCGCCGAGUUACCUGAAUCCUUUUCUAGCUCCGUACCCCUCCACACCGCCACAGAGGCCGCCGCCUCGCCUUCCUACCAACCCGGGUUUUAUCGUGGAAUGAAAAACGCCAUCAUGUCUUGACUCUUCGUGUACACUGGUGCUGACCUUUACGAGAUCCUUAAAAGCUGGAAACCCGACCGAAGUCGGGGGUGGUGGUGUUUGAAAUCGACGGGGACUCCGCGCACAAAGGAAACCGCCAACGGAUCCUGCAAAGAGCGCCGGUUUUGAUCUUUCUUUUUUGAUUUUUGAUUUUUUUAUUUUAUUUAAAGAGAGAAUCUGGGUCUCCGUCCAGCCCUCUCUACAAAGACGUCAAACCAAUGUAGAAUUGGUGAAAAUGCUUCCAUUGGUAGACUCGCCUUGUUCUUCCGAGGAGAUUCCAGCCAUCGUGGCGCGAAGGGCCACAAAUCCCAGGAAAUCUUGUUUAAGUUCUUUUUAUUCCUUCAUUUGGAAAAGGAAAAAGCAAUUCUGGAAACGAAAUCUCGUUCUAAACCACCACCCCUGGAUGGUAGCUUUUGAAUAUAUACAUAUAUAUAUGUUCUGCGAACAGACUCUGCACCCAAAUGGCAAUAAAAAAUGACUCGUCGCUGGUGGCACAAACCCCGUUAGGGACUAGCGAGCUUGUGGUUCUAAGUUAGCAAAUUUUUCUGUUAGCCGCAGUGGGAGGUUUCGGGGGGGAGGGGAGUUUGUUUCCCCCACUAAUAUAAUCCGAUCCAUUUGAGCAAGAGGCUGCCAAUUUUCGGUGGGCAGCGAGGGUGGGAAAAGCAGCUAUUCGUACCCGUGAAAACCUCAGGAUGUCAAAAACAGCAAAUGGAGAUUUGAAUCCCUGCUCUUGAGAGUAAAUCAUGAAUAUUCAAUCCGUACCACUGGACCAAACGCUGCCCCUCCUGCUUCUCUUCACCCUACAUCCGUUCACGACUUCUGGCUUGAGAUGAGGGUUUUGUAUAUCUCUGAUAUAUUUUCCUAACAGGGUUCUAGAAAGUUCUGGCUUUUAAUGUAUCUGUGUCUCUGGGAAACAUGUGAACCCAGAAAUACUCAUGGAUCCAAGCAUGACCAAAUGCUUGUCACUCUCUUAGCCGAUUAGUUCCUCCAGCUUUAUAUUCCCAUUCCUUAAUCCUAAACCAAAGUUACCCCACACCUGGAAACCUCGUGUCGACUUCAGAUUGGAGCAAAUUCCCCUUCCUUCCUUCCUUCCUUCCUUCCUUCCUUUCAAAACUUUUGUAUGUUUUUCAGAAAAUACGCUUGUCUUUAAAAAAAAAUCAAAGUAAAAGAUUUUUUUUUUUUCUAAAACCGAAAAUUAGAUACACCACCCUGUGUGGAAAAAAUUCACCCGUUCAGAAAAACUAGUUAAAAGCAUCUCCUAAUUCACCGGAGCAUCUUAGCAGUAUCUCUGGGCCGAGUUCUUCAUGAAAGAACUCUUAAAUAGGUUGGUAGGUUGUUUUUUGGGGGUUUGUUUGUUUUUUGGGUAUAUGUCAUCCAACACUUCUCUGAAAUUGGUACUGCCACAAUCAUGUUUGCAAAGAAAUAAAAGGAGAGGGGACAGCUUCGCACUGAAAGGUAUUUGAAGGGAGCGAUAACGAGGAGUGUCGAGGGAGCUUUGAGAAACAGGAGAGUGUGAAGUUGUGAGAACGCUGUAUGCAUUAUCAGAUUCGGUUCUGUUGCCAGUUUUGACUUUCAGUUGAUGCAGAAUGUCCUUUCCUGUAUCUUUCUGGAAGAACCCAGAGGCCUUGAUACAUCAAAAUUCCAGCUUUUCUCUCUCUCUCUCUCCUGCUUGUUUCGUUCUGUCACUUCUUAGAAGACCCUAAUUCAUGUCCUCUUCAUGGGUGACCCAAGCUAAUUCACCAUGUUUACUUAACUAUAUAUCCUGGCCUAUCUCAUCGUAUCCGAGUUACUUUUCCUAAGCGAUUCCAGAAUAACUGUUUUAGAGCAAAAGGAUCUGUUUUUAAGCCAUAAGCUUAGGUCGAAAGGUUAAACAGAAAAUUGGGUUGUAUUCCUUCAGCCAUUAAUCAAGCCAAUCUACACUUAUAGAUCAUCUGCAGAAUGCCACUUCUCUUUUCUUGGGGGCUAGAACGAUUGUUCUGAAUUCAAAAUUUUGAGAUUUUGAUCUUUGCCAAGACCGGUCGCUCCAAACCAGCCAGACUUAACCUGCUCUGUGACUUAAUUCCACCCCCUGAAGAUGUGAGCGGUUGUUGUUUUUUUUAAAAAAAAAAAAGACCAAGAGGAAAACAUUUUUAUGCCUUAAAAAGACAGCAGAGGUAUGCAAGUAUCACUCGGCAUUUUAUACCCGUGCGAUCCUGUCACCACCAUAGCCCUCGCUUCGUUUCUCUGCGACGCGAACUGCGUGGGAGACACCGCAAAGCUUCCAAUAAGCCCAGCUUGUUGAAUGGCUCUGGAAAUUGAUUCACUCCAGAGCGCCUUGUCCCUACACGUUCUGCUCAAAGUUGCUGCUUGCAGGACAAGCCCUCGGAGGCACUGGGGUGCCCCAAGAGACGUCUAAUGCUGGGAAAAAACCACUUGCACGAUCUGCCCUCCGAGAUCUGCCCUCCGAGGGAAUCUUAAGCCUCAAGAACCGUUCUCGGAUGCGUCUCAACCAGUCGAGUGCGCUUGAGCUGAUGAGUCAACCCAUGUGCCAUUCGGGGGCACAAGGUGACUUGCGAAACUCAAAAAUCCCAGCAGUUUAAAAUUGUAAAGAUGAGCCUUGAUGCCAGUUGCAUUUGUCUUUCAGGGUGUCACACAGUCAUGUUACUUUAAAAAAAAAAAAACCCAACGGAAUCAAGAACCAGGCCUUUAGGCACCUAUUUCUUGGCAUUUCUUGGUUGUGACUUUCCACCUCUUUUCAUUUUUUUUUAUUGAGGAAAAGUGUGACUCAGAGUCGUUCUUCGAUGUGUCUCUUUGCAGUUUUGCAAGAUAACUGGGCGUUUCUCCAGUGUUAGAAGAGCGGCUUCAGUUUUUAAGGAAGUACAACGUUGUGUACUGAUGCAGCAAAAUACAUUUAUAGACAACUGGUUGGAUCCAGGAGUUCUCAGGUACUUAACGUCUCAAGGAUCUCACACGUUCCAUUCCAGAGUUUGCACAUCAGCAGUGAGAAUAUCUGAAUUCCUGCAAGAAAAGGAGAACUACGCCCAUGUAUGAAUCUUACAGAGCCCUUCAGAAAUGAUUCUGAUCAUCACGUUCCUGUUAAGACACUAGUCUCUCUUCCCCCUUGUGCUGCUCACUUACUUUCCAAACAAUAUCAUCCUUGUGCAGAGACAAGUUUUUUGCAGAGGCUGCUACAGCUGUGACGCACCUAAAUUUUGUACGUGUGAAGGGCUAACCUGUGCCUUAGAACCACCGCAUAAGAGUUUUGUCAGGAAGAAAUUCCUUUUAAAAAUAUCCUUUUUACGGUUCCUCUUUUUCAUGUGUCGAGAGCUUGGAAGGAAAAGGGCGACGGUAUCCAUUGUCUACGGUAGGAAAGGCAGAUGUUGGGGGUUUUUGCUGAAAGGUUUAUUUUACUAGGAGAACAAAAAUUUUGGUCUCGUGGCAGGAGUUUUUCAAGCCGGCUGGCAGAUCUAAAGGAAAGGCCACGUUAAAUCGUGGUUGCAAUCUUGUGGCCGAUGCAAAACUAAACAACAAUAAUAAUAAUAAUAAUAAUUGGAGCUUGGAUGAGAUUGAAACUGGCAAAAGUCACUGCUAAUUGUAGGUAUUCCGGCUUACAUGGAAUUAAAGUCAAAUGGCUGGUUGAAAAACGUGGUUAGGAGCGGAAUGGAUCUUCAGCUCUUGCACGGUGACAGGCCAAAAAUGCUAUUGAACCAGAAUCUGUAAGUUUGGGAGGGGAAAAAAAUUGGAAACCUCCAAACCCCAGCUGAGAUCUGCCUGCUCACUAAAGUAGGCAUGGUGUAGAAAUUGUUUCAGAUGGGAUGCUACCUCUAUUUCUUGCUCCCGUAAGUUUACACCAAUAGUUAGCCACCUCUUGCAGGUACUCAAGGGUGUGAUGAACGAAAGCAGCAAGCAGAAUUUUCUCCAGUGGUCAGUUCGGUCUAGGGAACCGAUUGAGUCAGUAGCAAUAGGUCAAUAUCAGUGGGUGUGUGUGUGUGUCAUAACCUUUCCCUGGAGUACUUCAGCCUUGCCACACUUCCAGGACCCUUAAGGAUGGGAUGGCUUAAGCUUCCAUCACCCAAAAUCAGGCACUGCUGUUUCCGGAGAGCAGAGUUUUUCCAACAGCUGAAAUGCAGAACGGUUUCCUCUUCGCGGGCUAAGGGUGGAACGUUUCUCGCUCACUUUUGAUAAAGAGGGUUUUGCAAUUGUUCUGUUUGCACAAGACGUGUUUUUAAAAACGGCCCUUUAAAAAAAUAAUAAUAAUAGCCAACCGCAUUUGAAGCGUAAGAAGCCAUGUUACCCCAAAAGGGUGGAAAAUAGCUGCAAUUUUAUACCGUGGUCUUAAUUGCCCUAUAUAUUUUUUUUCCUCUCUCUCUCUAAAAAGUAUGCAACUAGAGGGAAAUUUGUGACUUGUGGAAUGUCGCAGUUAAACUGGCCUGACUGGUCUUUUUCUUGAUUAGCAUUUGAAUUGUCGAAAAGCAUCUAGCAAAUGUUGCUGGUUAGCCUUUAUUCUGCCCAGCAGCUGAUCUACAGAUCAGAUUACUGUUCAUUUUUUUUGGUUGGUAGGUAUACAAGAAAGGCCAGUUCUCAAGUCUGAAUUAGGUUAUUUCUGUCCUAGGACAGGAGGCAGGAGAGAGAGGUCAUUUAAGGCCGUUUGGUAAUCCUGCAGCAGGACAGUUUUCCAAUGCUUUUGGGGGGGCCCUCAAACCAGCAGUUUAACAUGUUAUUCUGGAACAAGCCAGUCCUAAACUACCAUGUGAUACCCAUCGUCUCCAAAUGUGCCUAAGACUUCAUUCACCUUCCUUGCUUUCUGGGACGACUCCUAAUGUAUGACUUCUGUUCGACUUCGUUGUACAUUGUGGUCUCGAGGCAAGCCUCCGAGCUGACAAGACUCUUCCUUUUUCUUGUAGAAUUGCUGUUUUAUAGAAAUAAAUUUUUUUGGGGUUGCAGUGAUUAUUCAUUAAAAAGAAUCCUAAAUUUUUGUACAAA